AUGACUUCCUCCAGACAAGGGUUGUUGUCUCCUCUCGAAGGCUUUUUAUGUGGUGGGACAGCGGCAUGUACUGCGGUCACUGUAUCCAAUCCUGCAGAAGUUGCCAAGACUCGCAUGCAGUUGCAAGGAGAAUUAGCCAAAGGUGGUGGCCAAAGGGUGUACAAUAAUGCUCUUGAUGCGCUAGCUAAAACUUGGAGGAAUGAGGGUAUCCGUGGUUUGCAAAGAGGUCUUGGUGCUGCUGUGUAUUCUCCUCCAUGGCUCGUCUUUCGGUGUGAAACCUCUUGGGACCGUGCUGCCACAUUUGCUAACACACUCGAAGCUUUUUAUGAACAUGUCAGACGAGCGUUCAACAACUUCGUUGGAAAGCCUCCCAUAGAUCAAAUACCACUGACUUCUAUAUCCGCUGGAGCGGCGUACUCUCCAGCUCUGCCUGUAGGGACGCAGCGCUACUACAAGAGUUCUUUCAAUGCAUUCACCACUAUUUGGAAGGCCGAGAAAUUCCGGGGUCUGAUUCGUGGUAUCGAUGCUGCUGUGCUCCGGACAACGAUAGGCUCAUCGGUUUUAUUACCAAGCUAUUAUGGUACAAAACAUCAAAUUGUCUCGAACGGUCUUCUUCCCGAGAACAGUAUAUGGACGUACCUUGCAAGCAGUUCUGUCUCUACUAUUUGCGUGGCACUCACCCGAUUGUAUAACCAACCUACAAAGCGCUUGCCCAACGGCACUCUAAUCGGAACAUUGUACAAAAAUCCUAUCGACUGCCUAUGGAAAACUAUUCAGGCUGAGGGUAUCCGUGGCUGCUAUAAGGGAUCCACUGCUCAACUGCUGCAAGUCGCUCCGCAUACGAUCAUUAUACUAACUGCCAACGAUAUUAUUCGCAACAUCUACACGAACAUGAAGUCCGGACAUCCCGAAGAUGUUUGA
Serpula lacrymans var. lacrymans S7.9 is the source of this 921-nucleotide messenger RNA. RefSeq lists its product as uncharacterized. The transcript is spliced from 8 exons. NCBI's taxonomy places the organism in Eukaryota, Fungi, Basidiomycota, Agaricomycetes, Boletales, Serpulaceae. The record is from RefSeq and is a predicted model, not a curated record. Bases 1 to 921 code for a protein of 306 amino acids.